AUGGACGCCAAUUCGAAACCUCGUAAGUUGUUAUGGCUCGUUUUUCUCCCACGCGUCACUUCAACUACCGAAUUCGUAUAUGAUGGAAUACCUGAAUCACCCAUGGGAAGACGAACCUGAAUCACCCAUGGGAAGACAGAAUGCGUUCGUACCGCGCCCAGAGUGUCGAAGAAUAGCGUUAACCUGUUCUUUGUUCGGGCACGGUAAUUCUUUGCGAGGGUGCACACACGGAACAGCCAAGAAGCGCGCGGGCGGCAGACGGCGACGCGCUCUCCGAGCCUUUCUCCGUGCGCCAAAGCGAACUUUCUCUCUCCGAGGAGAGGGAGUGAUCACUGCACCCUCGCAAAGAAUCACCGUGUCGGGCACAAUCAUCGUUUGAUCGCCUUGAAACGAAUCGGUUUGCAGCCGAUGAGAAGAUUGAUUUAUCGGGGUGAUAGGGCCGAAUUCGCAAGAGUGUAAGGAAAAGAAAAAGUUCAUGAAAAGAUAGAAAAAGAUAAGGAUAGACUUCGUUUGCAGGACUGGUGCCGUCGACACGAUUCGCGCUCUCGCUGGUCAUGUUUUUCGGAUGUCUUGUCACAUACAUGAUGCGCACGAAUAUGUCGUUCGCCGUCGUUUGCAUGGUGUCUGAGAACAAAACAGACGCAGCCGUCUCGAACGUUUCGAGAUGCGGAAAGGAAAUUACAUCAGCUAACAUUAACAGCUCGGUACGGAAAAUAGGGAAAAAGGGAAAUGAAAAGAUGGAAAGAUCGAUUUUCAGGUGAUUGGAGAGUUUGACUGGGACAAGAAGACGUCUGGAAUGCUGCUCUCUUCGUUCUUCUACGGAUAUCUCGGAAGUCAAAUUCUGGGUGGGCAUCUCGCCUCUCGAUACGGAGGAAAGCGCGUCGUUUUCGUCACGAUCCUUGGCUCGGCCCUUCUCACUCUUGUCAACCCAGUGGCCGCCCGUACUUCCGCCUACGCGUUGGCUGGCGUCCGUGCUGCCAUCGGAUUCCUUCAAGGAGCGACGUUCCCAGCAAUGCACACUAUGUGGUCCGUCUGGGGUCCGCCGCUCGAGCUCUCUGUCCUCACCGGAGUCACAUAUGCCGGUGCUCAGAUCGGAAACGUCAUCGUGCUUCCGCUCUCCGGAUUUCUGUGCCAGUACGGAUUCGACGGGGGAUGGCCAUCUAUCUUUUACAUCAUUGGAGCGUUCGGAGUAAUGUGGUGUGCUGCCUGGUGGUACAUCAGUGCUGACAAACCAGUCAACCAUCCGCGCAUUUCGGCUGAAGAGAAACAGUACAUCGUGUCGUCGGUUGAAGCCUCAAUGGGCAAGGACACUGGGAAGGUUCCGUCGACGCCAUGGGUCAAGAUCCUCACGUCGCCAGCUGUCUGGGCGUGCUGGGCUGGACACUUUGCCGGCGAUUGGGGAGCAUACACGAUGCUCGUCUCUCUGCCAUCUUUCUUGAAAGAUGUUCUCGGGUUGGACCUCUCAUCGGUACGUUGAAAUGAUUUUUUUCAAAAAUUGACUAACUUCCUCUCAGCUCGGAGUGAUUGCUUCUAUUCCAUACAUCGCCUACUUCGCUGCUAUCAACGUCGGAGGAAUCGCAGCAGAUACCAUCCGCGCUAAGGGGCUGCUCUCCACACUGAACACGAGAAGAGCCGCAAUGCUGGUCGCCCUCAUCGGACAAGGCAUUUUCCUCGUCGCUUCCGGCUAUUGCGGGUGCGGACAAGAUGUAAGAAGAGAUCUUCUGGCUGCCUUCACGUUUUCCACUUUUCAGAUUCUCGUCAUCUUCUUCCUCACCUGCGGAAUGGCCAUUUCUGGUCUUCAAUACUCUGGCUUCGUCGUCAAUUAUCUGGAAAUCGCGCCUCCAUUCUCUGGAACAGUCAUGGGGACCGGAAAUACCAUCUCGGCUCUUGCUGGAAUCAUUUCUCCGGCUGUCUCCAGCGUUCUGACACCCAAUGUAAGAUAACCUUGACGAGAAAAAGUGAAAUUGAAAUAUUCAGGGCACGCAAGAAGAGUGGCAACUGGUUCUCUGGCUGACGGCCGGAAUUUUGACUGCAGGAGCCCUCAUUUUCUCGAUCUUCGCUUCUGGAGAAGUGCAACCAUGGGCGAAGCUCACUUUCGAAGAAGGUCACGAAAUGGCUCCACUGAGGGAAGGAGAGAAGAUCGAGCUGGCAACCGCAUAG
Molecule: messenger RNA, 2160 nt
Organism: Caenorhabditis sp. 36 PRJEB53466
Lineage: Eukaryota; Metazoa; Nematoda; Chromadorea; Rhabditida; Rhabditidae
Source: the annotation of a GenBank genome assembly